AUGUCGAAUGUCACAGUAGAGAACGUCGAUCCAACUCUCAUCGACUGGGAUGGGCCUAACGAUCCCGAAAACCCGCAGAACUGGCCGAAGUCACGCAAGUUUGUCAACUUGGCACUCAUGUCCAUCUUGACUAUCAUAUCUCCCUUGGGCUCUUCAAUGUUUGCACCGGGCGUACCAGAUCUCAUGACAGAAUUUGAGACUGACUCGAGCAUAUUGGCAACAUUUGUGGUUUCAAUCUACUUCCUCGGUUUUGCAUUUGGACCCUUAGUCGUGGCCCCAUUGAGCGAGAUCUACGGGAGGGUUUACGUAUAUCACACCGGCAACAUCAGUUUCACAGUGUUCAGCGUCGGGGCCGCCCUUAGCAUCAACGUCAACAUGCUCAUGACCUUCAGAUUCCUCAUGGGUGUCGUUGGGUCAGUGCCUACAACUAUCGGCGUGGGAAGUAUCAUCGACGUGAUGCCACUUGAGAGCCGUGGAAGAGCACUGUCUAUAUGGGCACUUGGUCCUCUGUUGGGCCCUUCACUUGGCCCUGUCAUAGGUGGCUUUCUCAUAGAAAGAGCGGGUUGGAGAUGGGUAUACUGGUUACUCGCAAUCUUGGGUGGUGCAUUUGCUGUUCUAGCGCUAAUAGUCAUGAGAGAGACAUACGCACCGGUGCUUUUGCAACGCAAAACGCAAGCUUUGAGGGAAUUGACCGGUGAUAGCACCCUACGCAGCAAACUCGAUGUUCAUGGGAGCAAACGUCUGAAGAUGGCCUUGAUUCGCCCUUUGAAAUUCCUGCUUGCGACUCCGCUCGUCACCAUUAUUGCAUCUUACAUCGGAAUUCUUUAUGGAACAUCUUACCUCCUUAUUACCACAUUUUCAUUCGUUUACGCCGGUCAGUAUGGGUUUGGAAAGGGAGUCAUAGGUCUCACAUUUCUACCUUCCGGUCUAGGCAUGAUGGUCGGCGUAUUGACUUUCGGGCACAUUCAAGACUUUCUUGUGAAACGGUCGAAGCGAAACAUGCAACCGGGAGAGGUUUAUAGGCCAGAGAUCAAAUUAACACCAUGGCUGACGUUGCCGCUUAGUAUCAUACCUCCCAUCGGGUUGCUUCUAUACGGGUGGACGACACAAUACAAGGUCUUCUUCAUAGUGCCAAUGAUUGGGGUCUUUCUGUUUUCGUUCAGCCUUAGCGGAUUAACGAUGACGGUGCAGAAUUACCAAAUGGAUUCCUAUCCUCGUUAUGCAGCAUCUGCAUCUGCUGCGGUUAUGCUAUCUAGAUCCCUUAUUGGUGCAUUGAUGCCUCUUGGUGGACUAAAGAUGUACGACACAUUGGGCCUUGGUUGGGGGAACAGUUUACUGGCCUUCUUGUCACUGGCCCUUAUUCCUAUUCCUCUGCUGCUGUUCUCGUUUGGGGAGCGAAUCCGGCAAAGAUUUGACCCGGUUCUCUGA
Molecule: messenger RNA, 1428 nt
Organism: Colletotrichum truncatum
Lineage: Eukaryota; Fungi; Ascomycota; Sordariomycetes; Glomerellales; Glomerellaceae
Product: polyamine transporter 3
Biological process (GO): transmembrane transport
Cellular component (GO): plasma membrane
Molecular function (GO): transmembrane transporter activity
Source: RefSeq, a predicted model, not a curated record